AUGAAAGCAUCAAAUACCUCUGAAUUGUUAACUAAAUAUCAAGCACAAAAUUCAGAAAUUAUCAAAUACAAUAUAAGGCUAAACGAAAAAAUAAACCAUUUAGAAAAAAUCAUUUCUCGUUUACAACAAGAAAAUAUACAAUUAAGAAUGUCUAAGGUCUCAACAAAAAAGGCGAAAGUUAAUUCAAAGCCAAAUAAAAAAGAAAGGAAACAAAAGAUGUCUUCUUUAGUAUCAUUUGAACAAAAUGAAACAUAUGUGAGAAAAACUCGUCAACAUAAGCCUAUUAAUUAUACUUUACCUAAUACGAAAUGUAAAUUACGUAAAGGAGAUCCCUUUACAUUUGGUAAUGAUAAAAAAAUGUAA
Messenger RNA from Cokeromyces recurvatus, 363 nucleotides. RefSeq lists its product as uncharacterized. The record is from RefSeq and is a predicted model, not a curated record. NCBI's taxonomy places the organism in Eukaryota, Fungi, Mucoromycota, Mucoromycetes, Mucorales, Mucoraceae. The coding region runs from base 1 to 363 and encodes 120 amino acids. The transcript has a single exon.